Molecule: messenger RNA, 6489 nt
Organism: Equus caballus (horse)
Lineage: Eukaryota; Metazoa; Chordata; Mammalia; Perissodactyla; Equidae
Gene: TAF5L
Product: TATA-box binding protein associated factor 5 like
Biological process (GO): regulation of DNA-templated transcription
Cellular component (GO): histone acetyltransferase complex; nuclear protein-containing complex
Molecular function (GO): transcription coactivator activity; protein binding
Source: RefSeq, a predicted model, not a curated record
UAAGGAAAAAGGAAAUGUCUUUGGCCGAACUCAAGAUUAAACUUCGCACAUGGUGGUUGUGAGCGGAGGGGCGUGAGGUCGACCUCUGCAUGUAACAGGGGAGGUCUCGGGUCAGACUAAGUGUUGCUGGAGGAUCCGACCUGCAAGGUGGCCUUGGAGGUUAACUCAUGACAGCGUGUAAGGUUUGUGCGCCUAGGCGGUCCUCGCGAGGCUCCUGAAAAUGUGUUAGGUCAUGAAACGAGUGCGCACCGAGCAGAUUCAGAUGGCUGUGUCCUGCUACCUCAAACGCCGGCAGUACGUGGACUCAGAUGGUCCCCUGAAGCAAGGACUGCGGCUGUCACAGACUGCUGAGGAGAUGGCAGCCAAUCUCACAGUCCAGUCAGAAUCUGGGUGCGCCAACAUAGUGUCUGCAGCCCCAUGCCAGGCAGAGCCCCAGCAAUAUGAAGUACAGUUUGGACGACUACGGAAUUUUCUGACCGAUUCUGAUUCCCAGCAUAGCCAUGAAGUGAUGCCUCUCCUCUAUCCUCUCUUUGUCUACCUCCAUCUCAACCUGGUCCAGAACAGUCCGAAGAGCACAGUGGAAAGUUUUUACAGCCGCUUCCAUGGAAUGUUUCUGCAGAACGCUAGCCAGAAGGAUGUCAUUGAGCAGCUACAGACCACUCAAACCAUCCAGGACAUCCUGUCUAACUUCAAGCUUCGAGCAUUCCUAGAUAACAAGUACGUGGUCCGUCUCCAAGAAGACAGCUACAACUACCUUAUCCGCUACCUCCAAAGUGACAACAACACAGCCCUGUGCAAAGUCCUCACCUUGCAUAUCCAUCUUGAUGUGCAGCCUGCCAAGAGAACAGACUACCAACUCUAUGCCAGUGGCAGCUCCUCAAGAAGUGAGGGCAAUGGCUUAGAAGGCACUGACAUGCCUGCCCCUAUUCUGCAGAACGAGGCUGCCCUGGAGGUCUUGCAGGAGAGCAUUAAGCGGGUCAAGGAUGGCCCCCCCUCCCUCACUACCAUCUGUUUCUAUGCCUUCUAUAACACAGAGCAGCUUUUGAACACUGCAGAAAUCUCCCCAGAUAGCAAGCUGCUUGCUGCUGGGUUUGACAACUCCUGUAUAAAACUGUGGAGUUUACGAUCCAAGAAGUUAAAAUCAGAACCCCAUCAAGUAGACGUGUCCCGCAUCCACUUGGCUUGUGAUAUUCUGGAAGAGGAGGAUGAUGAGGAUGAUAACGCAGGCACAGAGAUGAAGAUACUGAGGGGACACUGUGGACCAGUGUACAGCACAAGGUUCCUCGCAGACAGCUCAGGGUUGCUCUCUUGUUCCGAAGACAUGUCCAUUAGGUACUGGGACCUCGGAAGUUUCACCAACACUGUGUUGUACCAAGGACAUGCCUAUCCUGUGUGGGACCUGGACAUAAGCCCAUAUAGCCUGUACUUUGCCAGCGGGUCCCAUGACCGCACUGCAAGGCUGUGGUCAUUUGAUCGGACGUACCCACUGAGAAUAUAUGCAGGACACCUGGCAGAUGUGGACUGUGUCAAAUUCCACCCUAAUUCAAACUACUUAGCUACAGGCUCAACCGACAAGACUGUCCGGCUGUGGAGUGCUCAGCAGGGGAACUCCGUGAGGCUCUUCACAGGCCACCGUGGCCCUGUGCUUUCUCUUGCCUUUUCUCCAAACGGUAAGUACUUGGCAUCAGCUGGCGAGGACCAGCGUUUGAAGCUAUGGGACUUGGCUUCUGGGACCCUUUAUAAAGAAUUAAGAGGCCAUACGGACAAUAUCACCAGCCUCACCUUCAGUCCUGACAGUAGUUUGAUUGCCUCUGCAUCCAUGGACAACUCUGUGCGAGUCUGGGACAUUAGGAACACUUACUGCAGUGCACCUGCUGAUGGCUCCUCCGGUGAACUCGUGGGUGUAUACACCGGGCAGAUGAGCAAUGUACUGAGUGUGCAGUUCAUGGCCUGUAACCUUCUUCUAGUGACUGGAAUCACACAAGAAAAUCAGGAACAUUAAUUUUUUUAUCUUUGUUGUAAUGGACUGGGGCAAUAGUAGAAGGCCUCCAGAUUGCAAGUCUUACGACAAACUGAGAUUGAAUCACUGACUGACUGUGAAAGACUCCCUGCCUCCCUCCCUUCUCCUGUGCAGACAUCCUGAUCACCUUACCCCUUCACUCAGCCCCCCCAAAUGUCGAAGGACUGUGGGGGAGGAAACGCGGUGAUAAGUGGACGUGAGAUCAAGAAUGAAGAUGCUCUGGAGGUCAGAUUGCAGUUCUUACAAAGAUCCCACUGUGUCCUCAUGUGAGCACCUUCCUGGCUCUGUCUCAUUUUCCCAUUUGUAAAACCGAGAUGCUGCUUCCUUCCCUGGGUGCUGCAUUUGGUCUGAGGAUGGUGGCAGAGCACUCUCAGGAGGAGCAGUGCUCCAGGGUCACGUGUUAUCAGUCGCUUGGGUGGAAGGGAAUAUUGGUGUAGGAAUGCGGGGUGGGAACUAGGAAAAGGGGUGGACAUAAUCCUGGUAAAAAGUCUUUCCUUUUCCAUAAUUACAGAGAACCAGGAUUUUUUAUUAUUGUUAUUAUAAUUAUUAUUAUUAUUGAGAAGAGGAAACCUAGCACUGGCAGAGGGGCCUUCUCUGCUCUCCUCUUUCAGGUUUUACUCCUGGCACUGGCUGUGAUACUUGGAAUUUUGAGGUUCAGGGAAUUCAGAGAAUUUGAUAGCACAGUGUAUUGGAAGAAAGGGAAAAUUUCUGGGUGACAGAUUGAUCCCUCCACCUGACAUGUUUCUAGCAAUGGGUGGGUGGAUUUGAUUGAGAAAGUCUUGGGCUCUUGCAGUGAUGGUGGGAAGGAAAGAUUCUUUUUAUGGCUGCACUUCUAUUAACAAUUCUCUCCCCUGAAAGGACAUGUUGUGGUAAAGAAAUGAAGAUAAUUUCAAAUGAUGAAAGAUAGAAUUAGAAAAUUAGAUUGAAUUUCCAAAUGACCGUUUAUUCAGAGGUGUGGCUUUUUCAACGUCUUUUUCUCCUGAGAUCAUCCGCUCCCACCUCCUGCAUUGCAAUAGCAGUUUAAUGAACACUUUGUGAAACAAAUUGUAAGUAUGUAUGCACGCAUAUAAAACUAUGCUUUGAGGAUAAAGCAACUUCUAAUUUGUGGAAAAAGGAUUAAAUAUUUCUGUUUUCUGAAAAGAGUUAUUUUGUAUUUUGUUUUCUAUUAAAAUGUAUUUAGUUUCAAAAAAAAAAAGAAGUGUUGGCAUCUCAUUUAAAGUGUGAGGACAGGUGGGUGUGUGGUCCGUCCUGGGGUGAUGUGGCAGCUCACCUCUCUUCAGGGCGAUAGCCAGUUAUGCAGGCCAGACCAGCCUCGGUGGAGGUGCUUUUGAUCUGUUCUUGUAUGCUGUUCAGCUUACUUUGAAUCAUGAUUCCUCUUGGCAUUCACAUGAAUUACUGAUAGUAUUUAAUACUAUUUAUACAUCCAAGAUUGCCAAUUGCUAACUGAAGACAACAUGUAUUUUACCAUCUAGAGUUAUGUGGUAAGAUCCUACUUCCAGUUUUCUUUAAAGGCCCUAUUAUAAAAUCUCUAAGUGGCAUAAGAACUGUGUUAUUUAAUUAACUCAGUAUUUAUUUGAACAAUUCCAGAUAAAGAACUCAUUCAAGGAUUUAAAUGAUGCCAGAAUUUUUAAAAUGUACUUUAAAACAUAAUUUUCUGACAAGGACACCAAAAAUUAUCAGGAAAUUAAUAGGAAGACUCUAGAAUUCUAUCCAAAAAAAAUUUUUUUUACUUGAGCCUAACAUGUUAAUUAAUAGGAAAUAUUUCUUAUUGAUAAAAAUCCACAUAUUGGAGAUACUGUAAGAAGGAUCCUUUGGCAGCUUAGCCAGACAGCAUCACCUUCCAGGUGGUCUACAGGUAAAGCCUAGAAUUCAAAUGUGUUCUUAUCUGUAAUAAGGGAAUUCUUAAGUUAGAUUGUGUGGUAUAUUGCUAGAAACAAUGAAAUCUCUAAAUUGGGCUGAAUCAUUCUCAGAACUGAAAAUAUCACUGAUCAAGGAGGAUUUGGAAGCUUUGUGCUUAUUUUUUAAUGCAGAAUUUCUUUGAUUAUAUAUAAAAAUGUAUUAGGUUCGCUAGUCUUCACAUUACCAAUCACAUAUAUACGUUGUGAUUUCAGUUAAAGCUCUUAAUGAUCUGCAUAUUUGACUUUUUUUUUCUUUUGUGAACUGAUUUUAAUGGGAGAUAAUUUAACUUUAUAGACUGCCUCUCACUACUUCUCCAAAAUCUUAGAAGUAUUAUAAGGGGUAUGUAUGUGUGUAUAUGUCCACAAGGGUGUGUAAAAAUGUGGUUACACUCUUGAAGUUGCUCUCUUGCAUUGUUUUAUUUUAUCUUCAGAGCAGUCAUGUGAGACAGGACUGGUGGUAACACCAUUUUGUAGGUGAAAUACAUAAAGACCAGAAAAGCUGUAUUAUCUGUCUACACCCAACAUGGAAUAGUCACAUGUCUUGGAUGUGUUAGAUAGAGAGUCUAUAAUCAGUAUCCUCAGGUUCUAGCCAGAGGAUAUAGCCCUGAAGAUAGAAAAACUUUUUUAAAAAAACCUCCAAAAAGGAAAUAUGAAUAUAAAUAGAUUAUUUAACAAGCAUAUAUAUAGUGCUUACUGUCUGCCAGAAACCACUCCAAGAGCUGUAUGAAAAUUAACUUAUUGUAUCCCCAUUAGAACCCUAUCAGGUAUCCCAAUUUUACAGAUGAGGAAUCUGAGGCAGUGACAGAUUAAGUCACUUGCUGAAAGGGUCACACUGCUAAUAAUCGAUGAAGCUAGAAUCCAUGCUCUUCUCCAUGCUGAUGUCUCCCUUCAUUCCUGCAGGACCAGGUAGAGUGAUCUGAGGUUUGUAGUAACAAAAUGUUCCUGGCAGUAGUUCUAAGACUCAUGCUUCCCUUUGCCAAAUAAAUCAGCAGCAAGAAGUAGGAUCAGGAACUGACAGUAAGAACAAACUUAAACAAUAUAUGGCCAAAAGAAACUUAAGAAUAUCAGUUAUAGUGAACCACAGUGAUAUAAGGUUGAAAUUUCUUAGACUGACAGGCUCAGGAAACCUGACUGUAAUUUUAAUUAAGCAGUAGACUGGCCAAACGAAAGAGAGAAAAUUAAGAUAAAGGAAAGUAAUGAAAAAAGAUGAAACAGGAAACAAUUUAAAUUUUUAUGUUCAAGAUCCAGCUUCUAAGAAUAUCCAUGUAGUCAUGUAUUAAAAAUGUCUUGGUUGUAUAAAAAAAUCUAUUGAGUAUAUAGGCUUCUAAUUUUGCUAUUGCGCAGACUGGUACUUAAGUAUAUAGAUUAAAAGAUUAGUCUAUACUUCAACUUGUCUUUCAGUUGCAUGUUUUAGAAAAGUAUCCAUUAUAUUUAUGCCCAGCCCACACCAAAAAUUCAUAUUAUUGACACCUACAUAGCAGCCAAAUGAUUCUGAAACUGCUUUGUGGUAAACAGAAAUUUUCAAUAUAGAGUUCAAGGAAUGUAAAUGUUCCUUGCCAGUUUAACCCAUUGAAGGACAACUAGGAUACUUUCCUAUGAUUGUCUGAAAUUCCUAAAAGAAAUAUUUUUAUAUUAAAUAUCUGAAUGUCUGUUAUGGUCAGACAUUGUGUUAGUGGGUGGAAAUACGGUGGGAAGGAAAAUUGACAUAGUCUCUGGCUCGAGUUUAUUGUUUAAAGAGGGAGGCAGAUAUUAAUCAAACAACGCCAUAAAUAAGUUUAAGAUUUCCAACUGUAGUGAGAGUGCUAUACUGGAUGCUAUGGAAGAAUUAUACCCAGAGUGCUUUACUGGAUACAGUGGAAGAAUAUACCCAGGGAUCUAAUUUAGAUUAAUCAUUCAAGGAGGGCCUCCGUAAAUCAGUAAUAAUGAAUCUGAGACCUGAAAGAUAAGUAGGAGCUAGCCAGGCAGAGUUCAGGAAAGAAUGUUCCAGACCCCCAAAUGGGGAAGAACUCAAAGAAGUCCAGUGAGGGUGAGGCAAUGUGAAUAAGGAACAGAACAACAUGACAUGAGUUUGGAUAAUUGGCAGGGCUUUGGGCACCGUGAGGUGUUUGACUUUUAUCCCAUGUGGGAUGGAAACCAUUGAAGGGUGUAGAACAGGGAAGUGAUGCAGUCCGGUUUCCACCUAAAUGUCACUGGCAACAGGAGGACAUAGAUAACAUAUUUACAACUGGAAUCCCACUUCAACAUCAGGAUAACUAAGCAACAUUUACUGAACCCAGUCCAUGCCAAGCACUGCAGGUCAGAGCUGAACGAUGGAAGCCAGCUGCAUGUGGAGUGGCCCCUGGAGCAGUGAACUGAAAGCAGCCUCCAACCAACAGCCCGUGAGGACCUGAAUCCUGCCAACAACCACAGAAGUGAGCUUGGAUGCAGAUCCUGCCCUGGUCAAGCCUUCAGAUAAGAUUGCAGCCCUAGCUGACGCCUUGAUUGCAGCCUCCUUGAGAUAGAGGCAUCCAGCUAAGUCUGCCCAGAUUCCCAACUCACAGAUACUGUGAGAUAUUAAAUGUUGUUUUAAAC